GAAUCUGGCUCUUAUUUCUCCCAUGAAACACGAAUAGUUCUCCACGGCACUCGUUAAUCUUCAUCCAAUUCCACAUUCCUUUCACUGUCAACACCAACAAGCGCUAAUUCUAGAUAUAAGUUUACAAAUGAUGCCCACCAUCAUUCAAGCGAGCUUUCUGCUCAUCCUCUUCAUAGUUGGUUUUUCUCAUCAAGCUCAUGGUUCUGUCAAAGUGUCAGCCCAGCCCCCGAAGAAGACAGAUCCAGUGACUUCAGGCCCGAUUUCUCUUACUGACAACCACGUUUCGACUUAUUUUGGCUGGUCUACUUGGAGCUUGCAAGCUUACAAAGGCAAGGGUUAUGGAUACGACUGGUUAACGGAAACUAAUAUCAAAGCGCACGCUGAUAUAUUGUCUAAGGAGUUUUCUCACCUGGGCUACACUCGGAUUAACUUGGACUCCGGCUGGCAAGAUGCUCAACUCGACAAAUACGGCAGAACAGUACUGAACCAUACGACUUUUCCUGGCGGAAUCGAUCAUUUAUCGGCAUAUCUAGCUCAGAAGAAGCUCAAACUGGGUCUUUACUACCUGCCAGGCAUUGAUUCUAGAGCGGUCAAUAGCAAGUCCGUGGUUAUGAACACGAAGUACACCGCUGAUCAGAUCAUACAAUGUCCUAAUAAAGACGCUUUAGGAUGUAAUCGGAACACCGUGAACGCAUUCAACGCUGGUAUGGCAUUAAACUACAGUCACCCAGGUGCCCAGAUGUACAUCAAUAGUAUCGUCGAGGGCCUCUACAGCUGGGGCGUUAGCUUUGUGAAACUGGACGGGAUCGUGCCUGGUUCCUCAGUUGACCCACCUGAAUACUGGAAAUACAAUGUCACAGCCGAUCUGAUGGCCUGGAGAAGGGCGAUCGAUGAGUUGUACGAGCAAAAGUGGCAGAAACAAGGCCGGGAACGAAUUUGGCUAGGCGCGAGUUGGAAAAUCCCGACAAAUGCUGGUUCGACUAUGGAAAAAUACAUGAACAGCUUUCGAGUUGAACAGGAUAUUGAGGCCUACAGCGAAACCCAAAUGACGACGUUUGACCGGGUCAUCCGUAAUGCUAAGACAGCUGCACUCUGGUCCUCUGUCGAUGCGAAUCGCAAAUGGAAAGGAGCGAGGGAUCUCGACUCCAUUCUGAUAAGCGACAUGUCGUUAGCCGAAUGCAAGACGAUGGUUACUAUCUGGGCAAUGUUUGGCUCGAUAAUCUAUCUGGGAGACGAUCUAACAAAGUUACCAGAAGCUAGAAAGGCCUUAGUAAAGAAUCCCGAAGUGCUAAAACUCGCCAUUUUAGCGUCCACGAACCAAGCCAGAUUGGACGGAUUCGAUCCCAGCGUGCAGCCCGCGCAAACAGCCAACUUGCAAUCGUUGAACCAGCUUGAGGCCAAAGAUACCACAGCAGUUCACCAAAAGUCUGCUCAGGAAUGUGGAGAACUGGCCGAAAAACGCCGAAUCGUAGUUGAGUAUGGCACGCAUCAAAAAGUCGAUAACUCCGAUGAUUUCCAAAAAUCUUGCUUGAAAUCUCGAGCAAGUGAGAAGUUGAUGAGCCUUCAAGCACUCUCGGCCGGUGAGGGUGUCAAACCGGAUCAAUGGAGCCUCCAAUCUUGGGUCUUAGAGCAGGGUCAGGGCGAUAUCUAUGUGGCAGUUAUCAAUGCUGGUCAACAGAACUCAAGUGAUAAACCAGUCAAAGUGGAUAUCAGCUUGAACAAACUCCAAACCCUUCAAAAGAGCCCAAGAAUCAAGCAAAUGACCGGAAUGCGAUACUCGGUGAGAGACUUGUGGAACCAGAAAGAUUUGAGCAGCAUUUCUUUCCAAGACAAAAUCGAUUCUACUCUGGAGACUCAUGGCUCAAUCUUAUUGAAGUUUAGUCCAAUCCAAACCCCCACUACAAGCCAAUGAGAAUUUUGAGCCGCACAUUUCAUUCUUUAAAUAAUAUAAUGGCCACUGGACCUUUGGUUCUCUAUUCCUGUCUUUUUCUUGGCACGGGGAAGCAGCAAUUUGAGGAGUUUGUUUUGAUCUCUUGGACUGUGUUUCUUGUUUGUAAUUUCUUACCAGUCAAUCAUGCUUCAUUUCUUGUCAGGAUGUCAAGAAAGUUCCAUGUAACAUGUUUUCAUAAAAUUUAAAGAGAAGCAUACAAUUUCCCCCAACAAAACUUUACUAUCU
Messenger RNA from Puccinia graminis f. sp. tritici CRL 75-36-700-3, 2176 nucleotides. RefSeq lists its product as uncharacterized. The transcript is spliced from 8 exons. NCBI's taxonomy places the organism in Eukaryota, Fungi, Basidiomycota, Pucciniomycetes, Pucciniales, Pucciniaceae. Gene Ontology annotation, biological process: carbohydrate metabolic process. Gene Ontology annotation, molecular function: hydrolase activity, hydrolyzing O-glycosyl compounds. The record is from RefSeq and is a predicted model, not a curated record. The coding region runs from base 128 to 1912 and encodes 594 amino acids.